Molecule: messenger RNA, 356 nt
Organism: Gongylonema pulchrum
Lineage: Eukaryota; Metazoa; Nematoda; Chromadorea; Rhabditida; Gongylonematidae
Source: the annotation of a GenBank genome assembly
AUGUUUACGUGCGGUUUAGGUGAGAAAUCGUGCCUGAAGAUGCUGCCAUCAUUUGUGCGCGAUUUGCCGGAUGGUACUGAGAAAGGGAAGUUUUUGGUGCUCGACCUUGGUGGCGCCAACUUCCGUGUGGUGCUUGUCGAGCUCAACAUGAAAUGCGCUAAAAUUGAUAGCAAAAUAUAUCCAAUGCCAGCACGAGUGAUGACAGGAACUGCAACACAGGUUACUUACACACGUUCUUUAUGCAUUAAGAACACAGCUCAGAACCUAAGCAACAACGCAGGCGAAUCAACACAGGGAGGUAAAAAGCGGUCAGUGGUAAGUAAAACCCAAACUGGAACGCAUCAGGCUUGCUGAUG